Molecule: messenger RNA, 1888 nt
Organism: Triplophysa rosa
Lineage: Eukaryota; Metazoa; Chordata; Actinopteri; Cypriniformes; Nemacheilidae
Gene: tmem276a
Product: transmembrane protein 276a
Exons: 4
Coding region: 10-861 (283 amino acids)
Cellular component (GO): membrane
Source: RefSeq, a predicted model, not a curated record
GCGGGCAUCAUGAGGAUUCUAACGGCGUCCGGGCUCUUUCUGGCCUUGUGCUCCAUCGGACUCUUGAUCAUGGCCAUCAGCACGGACUACUGGUACGAGACGGACGCGCGGAAGCACCGGGAUCGAUGCAAAAAAUACGCCAGUAAGAGAAACAACCCGGGAUACAUUUACAUCUCAAACCAAAACCUCCCGCUCCGGAUGCGCCCCGAGCCCGGAGCUGCUCUGCAGGAAUCCCUGCACCCAGAGCCUGUCCUGGAGUCGCGUUGCAGCCGCCACUACAACUCAACCACCACCGGCCUGUGGAGGAAAUGCCAUCGAGAAGGUUUCGACCUGGAAAACGAGGAUCUGAUUUUUAAAGGUUUGCUUCAGCGCUGUACGGCGGUGAAGUAUUACUACUCCUCAGCCGACAUCCCUCGAAAUCUGCCUGUGAACAUCACCAAGACUAUACGACAAGAUGAGUGGCACGCUCUCCAUCUGCAGCGGAUGACGGCAGGUUUUAUAGGCAUGGCUGUUGCCAUCAUCUUGUUUGGCUGUAUCAUUGGCGUGCUGGGCUGCUGGAAACACAAUGAGCUAAUGCAGUAUGUAGCAGGUCUUCUCUUCCUGAUGGGAGGUACCUGCUGCAUCAUUUCUCUGUGCACGUGUGUGGCAGGGAUUAAUUUCGAGCUCUCGCGGUAUCCGCGCUACCUGUACGGCCUGCCGGAGGACAUCAGUCACGGGUACGGCUGGUCCAUGUUCAGCGCGUGGGGCGGUCUGGGUUUGACCCUGCUGGCUGGAUUUCUGUGCACGCUUGCACCUUCUCUACACAGUCCACAGAUAACCACCACCAUACAUAAACCACGACAGGACAACGGCAUGGUGUGACACAUUUCACACAUUCCACUUAUAUUAGCGCAGAAAACAUCAAGCCACACUGAUAUAAACAAGUGUCUUUAGCUGUCAAAUAAAUGACAAACAGACACAGAUUGGGAAGAUGAUAGACCAAGAUUUACAAUGACUGAUUUACAGUGAAAAUCAGCAGUUCAGGCUUGUUUCUCAGUAAAUAAAACCGAAACAUCCAUAAAGCAUUCAUGUUCAAAAAGUAAAACUGUAUAAUUUGUGUAUACUUGUGUUUUGUCAUCAGAGAAUAUUUAAAUGCCAUAUCCAUAAAACAAGAAAAAUAAACAAUGCACAAUAUAUUCUCUUCUGUAUCUUACAAUUUUACAAAUAUCAUUUUGAUUCUUUUUGUUUUGAGUGAUGUUUAGAUUUUUUAUGAGAAAACAAGACAGAAUACUGAUUAGGACUUUUCUGGUACACAGCUGAUAUUUUUCUUGAAGAUUUCUGCCUCUUAUGGUGCUCUCUUUCUGUUUAUCUUUUGUUAUUAUGUUUGUAUAUUUUUCACGAUGUCUGUCUACAUUUGUCUGACUGUUUCCAGUGUUUCCUGUCUGUCUUUCUCUCAUCCGUUUCUGUAGCUCAACAGAUCCAAAGUGGAAAUGUCUCCGAGAAAAGUAGAUUCAUAUUUUCAUUCCGUAAACUGUGUUUUGCCUGCUGUAGAAAAGAGAAAAAACAACAACAAAAUACUGUACUUGUCUUUAGUGUCUUCCUGUAUGUUUUUAAUAAUAAAUCGGACAUGUUCAACAGCACAGGUGGAAUUUGGAGGCAAUAUGUGAAAAUGAACUUCAUGUUCAUGCACUACCUUAUCAAGAAAUCUUGACAUACAGUGUUAUGACAUGUUCUGAAAUGGUUAUUUUUGAUUUAUGAACUUUUAUUUUCUAAUAAAAUGCAGCUAAUUCCUCUUUUGUCUGUUAUUGUGACUGACUUCAUUGUUUUGAAGUUAUGAAGCACAGCGGUUUAAUGUGAAGUCAUAAUGCCGUGUGUUUGUGAGUGUGGUAUUUUUAUUGGGCAAAUUUUC